AUGGAGGGACUUUCACUCGGACAACUAUUUUCGCGCUCACAAGCAACACUUAAUUCUCUUGAUGAGACUCGACUUGCAAGUGUAGAUCCUGCUUACCAACAGCUGGUCAUGGAGGCCAUUGAACAACUUCAACAAGCAGAUGCACUUGUGACGCGACUUGCUAUUUUCAGUAGCAAUGAGUUUCUUGAUGACAUUAAUGCCAAUGACCUCAGAUUUCUACUCAUUCCGGCUUACCUGGGUGAAUUGAUUCUCAAGCAAACCAAUGGUGAACGUCGCAAAAUACUUAUUGAUGCAAAGGAAGCUUUCCAUCGCUUCUUGUCGACAUGCCAAGAGCAUCAGUUGAUCCAAAAACAAGACCUUGCUGACCUUGAAGCCAGCUUGGAAGACAAGCAACGAGCCAUUCCUGCUGCUCAACAACGCAACGAAAAAAUUGCCCGCUACCGACGGGAAAAGGCUGCACGAGAAAAGCUUGUCCAGUUACGAGAUCGUCUACUUUUGAGUGAAUCACGCCAGACAAAGGAUGCCGAAGAAGACGAUGACGAUGUCGAGAGAGAGAUCGUGAUUGCAUUGAUUGACAUUCACAUUCUCAAAUCGCUCGAACAUCUGCACGCGAUUCAGCAGGAGAUGAUGAUGGUAAAGGAAAUGGAAGCCAUGCAAGAUAUCCGAAUGCAAAAGCCCGGACAAUCCACGACAGAAGACGAUCGUGUGCCAACAGGUCUCAACAGUGCCUGGGGUCGGGACAAACCACUUCUGAGCAAGGAAGGCAGACCUUUACAACCAUUUGUAAUUACAAACAAGAGACAGCAAUUGACAGAUCAGGUUUUCCGCCCGGGACACAAUCUUCCUACAAUGACAAUCGAUGAGUAUCUUCAGCAAGAAAUGGAGCAAGGCAAUAUUAUCAGUGGAGGUGGUAAAGAACCAGAAAAGCAGGAAGUUGAUGAUGAAAACGAGGAUGCCGUUGAUGCAGAAACCAUCAAGCAACGCAACUGGGACGAAUUUAAAGAGGCUAAUCCAAAAGGAUGGGGAAACCGAGGCAACAAAGGUUAA
This is a messenger RNA of Phycomyces blakesleeanus NRRL 1555(-), 1047 nucleotides long. RefSeq lists its product as hypothetical. The transcript is spliced from 4 exons. Gene Ontology annotation, molecular function: protein phosphatase 2A binding. Gene Ontology annotation, cellular component: cytosol. The coding region runs from base 1 to 1047 and encodes 348 amino acids. The record is from RefSeq and is a predicted model, not a curated record. Gene Ontology annotation, biological process: regulation of dephosphorylation; regulation of signal transduction. NCBI's taxonomy places the organism in Eukaryota, Fungi, Mucoromycota, Mucoromycetes, Mucorales, Phycomycetaceae.